Hylaeus anthracinus is the source of this 2751-nucleotide messenger RNA. RefSeq names its product enhancer of mRNA-decapping protein 3 (gene Edc3). Bases 593 to 2005 code for a protein of 470 amino acids. The record is from RefSeq and is a predicted model, not a curated record. NCBI's taxonomy places the organism in Eukaryota, Metazoa, Arthropoda, Insecta, Hymenoptera, Colletidae. The transcript has 7 exons. Gene Ontology annotation, cellular component: P-body. Gene Ontology annotation, molecular function: mRNA binding. Gene Ontology annotation, biological process: P-body assembly; deadenylation-independent decapping of nuclear-transcribed mRNA.
AAUUAUUUGUAUACAUCUUAACAUUUUAUACAAAUAAUGCAUAAGUUGAUCUACAACGAUUUAAUCGAUACCACUAACAGAACUACAAAAUGCCAUAUUAUACAAAAAUUAGUACAUUGUUAAGUUUGAAAAUCAUUAAUUAUCAAACUUUCAUUAAAUAUAUUCUAUUAAAUGUUCUUAUUGGCAGUUAACAGAAAAUCAAAUACAAAAAACAAGAACCAAUGGCUUUUGUGUCUUGUGUUUAUCGAGAAGUAAACCCUGAUCUAGCUUCGUAUUUCUGUAUCUUUAUAUACAGCUACAAGUUUUGGAUAAAUCGAUAUUAUGAAAGAUACGCCAAUAGCAUGAAGUUUCGCCUCUUUUCCGUGCAGCGUGUUGUGUAGUCCUUUGUAAAUCGUGCGCGGUUAGAGUAGAGAUGAAAAUGAGUGAAAAUUUUGUAUUCGUUAUCGCAGAUUAAUGAAUGUAUCGUUACACGUUUUAUGUUUUCCAAAUUUCGGAAUAACCACAAAAUUUUUAAAUACUUGCGACAUUCUUAACCAAAACACUCGAUCGUGUUUAGAAAUCGUACUUAAUCGUCUACAUUUUGGUAAUCAAGAUGUCAGAACAAUUUGUGGGCUGUACAGUUUCUGUUAAGUGUAUUGAAGAAAUUGGAACUUAUCAGGGUCAGAUAGUUGAUUUAAAUAAGGAUUAUGUUACGCUUGCAAAAGCUUUUUGUAAUGGAGUGCCUCAUUCUUCUUCUGUAGUUGUUUUAAGUACAAAAGAUAUAUUAACUGUUGAAUUUAUAUCGAUUAACGAGACAGAAUCAGCUGCAAGCGACAGUACUCCAGCACAGAAUAAAGUAACUGUAAAGAGACCUAUUGCUAAAAAAGCUGGAAGAUCUUUUUCAGAAAGUGUACCAUCUUCUACUCAAACUACAUCCUCUCAAACCCAAUUUGUUAUUAAGAAACCAGAUGUAAACACUCAAUCUCUUAUAGAACAACCAUCGAAUGGAAGAGUUCCAUUAGCUGAAUCUGCUAAUAAACCAAUACAGAAACGAUUAAGUCAUAGACAGAGAGCUUUGGAACGAGAUGAAAACACAUUUGGUACUCCAGUUGACCAGUAUUUAAAUCAAGACUUCGAUUUUGAGAAGAAUUUAGCAUUAUUUAAUAAAGAGGCUGUGUGGGAAGAAAUAAAUGCUUUGAAGCCUGAUAUUGUCAGACAAUCAGAGAAUAACUGGGGUACUACUGCAAUAUACCGACAUGAUGAAAAUAUUAUUGUUUCUGAACCCACAGUUUUCAGACAAAUAACAGUACCCUUUGCUGGUGAACAAGAAUAUAAAACAGACAAUGGCUUAAUAAUUCCUAGCAUAACCCUUAACCUUCAUCGUCAAUUAAUAGGCGCAGCGGAUCGGCUUGGAAUCAGUUGGGAACGUAGAGUGGAACUUCUUGGCCGUGCUGGCGCUGAAAUUAUUUUGCAACUGUUAGGAGGAAGUCAUCGACUUAAUCCAAAUAAUGAACACCAAUGGCCGACAGUUGUUGCGCUAUGCGGACCUCACCGUUCUGGUGCUGCAGGUGUCAAUUGUGCUCGUCAGUUAACUAGUCACGGCGUUAAAACUAUAGUGUUUGUAGAAAAUUCUGAAGAUGUAUUCCUUUUACAAGAAUUAUCUUUAUAUAAACUAACAGGAAAUAAGGUAGAAACUAAAGUUAAGAAUUUACCGUUUACGUUGGAUUUGAUACUCCUAGCACUUUGUGAUGAAAAUUCCCCAGAAGUUAUUACCCCGAUAGCAAAGUGGGUAAAUAGUAACAGAGCACCUAUUUUAGCUAUUGAACCACCAGCCGCAGGUACACCCGGUAUAGAUAGUAAAUUUAGUUUACUAGGUGGAUUGCCAUUGUCUCAUAGUGUUCACAAUGGCAGAUUAUAUUUAUGCAAUCUUGCAUUGCCAAACAAAGUAUAUGCAGAUGUUGGUAUAACAUACAGGUCUCCUUUUGGACCCAAAUUUGUCAUUCCUUUGCAUCCUAAUAUUUUUUAGCAUAUUUAUAUAGACGAUACUUCUAAUAGAAUAUUUUAGUUCAAUGUAAUUUUAAUCUUACGUCUUGCAUCUACAAAAUUAUGCUUAUGUUGAAAACUUAUUUUCGAAAUUUGUUUAAAUAAAAAAAAAAGUGAUGUUACAUUUAAUAUUACGUGUACGAUCUAUGCAAGAAUGUAGCAAGGGACAAAUUUAUGCGUAAAACUAAAUGCUUUAAAACAGAUUAAAUAAUUUCGAAAGAUUAAAAAUGAUCGCGAUACAAUACUAUGUAUAGAAAUAUCUGAUCUACUUAAAUGGGUGUACUGUUUACUAUUCCAAUAUGCGUAUAAUAUUUCUUUAUCAAAUAUUAUAAUCAGAUAAAAGGAACUGUGUAAAUAUGAAACGUGUCCCAUUUUUAUCUAUAAUUAUAAAUAUUUAAUAUUGGUGAUAUGCUGAAGUAAAUCAACUAAAUUCAAAUAAAACCGAUAUGAGAAGGUCACCUAUUAAAUAAUAGAAAUGAAGUUUACGUUACUUUGAAUUUUGAAUAUUCAUGUUCCGUGAGAAUGAAGACCAAUAUGUUUUUCAUAACUUAUCUUGUGAUAUAUUGACGUAAAAGAUUCGUAAUGUACUUAUUUAUAAAUUAUCCAGUAAAAGUAGUAUAGAAUUUGCAUUCAUUGUUAUCGUAUAACUUACUAUUACGGACGCAAAACGUAAACAAAAAUUUAUUACAUUGUUUAGAGCAUAAAAUAAAUCAUGGUAGUUAUAGUUUU